GUUAAACUUUCACCACAAUCAUUUCUCCGCAGCGGCAAAAACAUCCCAUUCCAAAUCUUAUAAUAGAUCUCCCACAUCAAAUCUCUAUUCAUCCCCAAUCAAACAAGAUAACGAUGGCUGCGACUGCUCCGGUGAUAAUGCGCGUUAUGGCAUCCUCGAUAAGCACGGCCAAGCGGGCAGGAGGAAUCAUCCGGGAUGUGCUCAAGAAAGGCGACCUGGGCAUAGUGGACAAGGGAAAGAACGACCCACAGACGGAGGCAGAUCGCUCUGCCCAGCGGUGCAUCAUUGCCUCUUUGACCAAAAAGUUCCCCACCGUGAAGAUUAUUGGCGAGGAAGGUGGAUCCGACCUGAAUGUUUGCGAUGACUGGCUGGUAAACGAGCUGGAUGAGGGAUUCCUGCAACAAAACUGCCCGGCGGAGUGGAAGGACGCCAAGCCGGAGGACUUUGUCAUUUGGGUGGAUCCCCUGGACGGCACAGCGGAGUACACUCAGGGACAUGUGGAGCAUGUGACCGUGCUGAUCGGUAUAGCUGUCAAGGAUUCAGCUGUGGGCGGCAUCAUCCAUCAGCCCUUCUUUAAGCAACCCGACGGCGAGCUUGGUCGCACCAUUUGGGGCCUUAAAGGUCUGGGCACGGGAGGAUUUACAGCGGUGCCCGCUCCACCUGGCCAGUUCAUCAUAACCACCACUCGGUCCCAUUCCAAUGCCCUGCACCAGCAGGCUCUAAAUGCAUUUGCAUCCACCGAGGUGCUGAAAGUCGGAGGAGCCGGCUUCAAGGUGCUCCAGUUGUUGGAGGGGAAGGCGCACGCCUACGUCUUCGCCACCCCGGGAUGCAAGAAGUGGGACACAUGCGCACCCGAAGCCGUUUUAGAAGCCCAGGGCGGCUUUCUUACCAACAUCAACGGCGAGCACUAUGCCUACAAUGCGGAUGUGGAACACGUGAAUCGCCAGGGAGUGCUGGCAAGCCUGGGACAGAAUCAUGCCGAACUGGUGCAGAAGAUUCCCGCCGAGGUGCGCGCAGCAGUAGGAGCCAAGCUUUGAAUUCCAGCACUUUAUUAGUUUUGUUUUUCCACUAAAAGUAAACUCAUAAAUUAAGCAAUAACAGGUUAGAAAAUUAGGAAA
Molecule: messenger RNA, 1118 nt
Organism: Drosophila subpulchrella
Lineage: Eukaryota; Metazoa; Arthropoda; Insecta; Diptera; Drosophilidae
Product: 3'(2'),5'-bisphosphate nucleotidase 1
Exons: 2
Coding region: 114-1037 (307 amino acids)
Biological process (GO): phosphatidylinositol phosphate biosynthetic process
Molecular function (GO): 3'(2'),5'-bisphosphate nucleotidase activity
Source: RefSeq, a predicted model, not a curated record